AUGGACCCAAGAGGUAGUAACGCCUGCGCUAGUGGUGACAACGAAGCAGGGUCUUCUGGUGGAGGAGGCGGGGAUUCAGAUGCUAUGUUACGCAAUGUGGCUCAGCAGGUCAUGACUGAGAUUUCCCAGAGUUCCAAGGAACAAGGAGGUCCAUCUAUAGCUCAGGGAUGCACAAUAGAAAAAUUUACAAAGAUGAACCCACCAGCAUUUUCAAGAGCGGCUGACCCUACAUUUUCUGAGAACUGGAUGCAGGAGAUAGAGAAGAUUUUGACGGUUCUUCACUGUACCGAUGAGCAAAGGGUUCUUUACGCCACGUAUAAGAUGACAAGGGAGGCCAAAAGAUGGUGGAUGACCACAAUAUUACUAGAGGAGCAGAGAUCCAUUCUAAUGUCGAUGACCUGGGCCCGAUUCAGGGAUAUAUUCUUUGACAUAUACUAUCCUGCCUUGUAUGCGGCAAAAUUCAUUGAGUUGUCGCGCUUCUACCCUUAUAUUGUCGCAGAUGAAGCUAAGAAGGCCAAGAUGUUCGAGAGGAAUUUGAGGUGGGAUGGUUAUAAACAAGUGGCAAUUCUUAAGAUACAGGACUUCUUGAAGUUAGUAGAUAGGACCAUGGUAGCAGAGGAGAGCAAGCAGGCAGAUAUAGGAGUACCGAGUUAG
Malania oleifera is the source of this 654-nucleotide messenger RNA. RefSeq lists its product as uncharacterized. Bases 1 to 654 code for a protein of 217 amino acids. Lineage: Eukaryota; Viridiplantae; Streptophyta; Magnoliopsida; Santalales; Ximeniaceae. The record is from RefSeq and is a predicted model, not a curated record. The transcript has 2 exons.